AGUCACAGCAUUUCUUCGAAAUGGUUCAAGUUUUGAAUUUGAGUCUGAUUUUCUUUUGCGUGAUACUGCAAAUCAAUGCUCAGAAAGUUAAUGUUUGCAAGAAAUUCAUAAAUUAUUACCUCAAAUCUCCACAAGUAUGUUACUACAAUCCUGAUCAAAACACGGAAGUUCCAGAUAUAGUUACGAGAUUGGGAUACCCUAUUGAAUCUUACAAUGUUACCACAGAGGACAACUACAUAUUGACCGUUUUUCGUUUACCUCAACCUGGAGCUAAACCAAUCUUCCUUCAGCAUGGUAUCGCUUUAUCAGCAAUUUGUUUCGUAGACACAUUGGAAUCAUCGUUAGCAUUUGUUUUGUAUGAUGCCGGUUAUGAUGUAUGGAUAGGAAACUUCAGAGGCAAUAGAUAUUCCAACAAACACGUUACCUUAGAUCCGAACACUGAAGAAUAUUGGAACUUCAGUUUCCACGAAAUGGGAAAAUUCGAUUUAAAAGCGCAACUAGGCUUAGUUUACAAUGAAACUGGUAAAAAGAUAUAUUAUGUCGGUUACUCUAUGGGUACUACUGCUUCCUACAUAUACAACAUUCUGCAUCCGGAAGAUGCUUCUGAAAAGUUGGAUAUUAUUGUAAGCUUAGCGCCGAUUGUUUAUAUGAAGAACAUUCCAUCAAGCGUCGCGCAGAUAGCUCCACUUUGGCCACUCAUCGAACCCUUAGUAACUAAACUAACGCACGGAGUAAUCCUACAGAGAAGUAACGUUUCAAUCAAUUUAAUAAAGACACUAUGCCUCGGCAAUCUCUUCGAGAUGUUCGCUUGCCAAGCCCUAAUUCAAAGCCUGUUUGGUUACGACAAUGAUCAACUAAAUCCGGAAACAUUACCAGUUACAAUGGUUCAAAACAUGGAAGCCAUUUCUACGAAAACUAUUUCUCACUACGUUCAGUUUAUCUUAUACGGAAAGUUUUCUUAUUUUAAAUUUAAUGAAGAGACUAAUAAGCAAAUCUACGGAAACGCGAUACCUCCCUUGUAUAACAUAAGCUCUUUGAAUGUUCCGAUUUAUUUGAUGUACGGCAGUAACGAUUUUUUCUCCACAAUUAAAAAUGUAGACAAAUUCUUUAAUGAGUUACCAGAAGACACGAAGCAAAAUGGAAAGUACCUUGUACAAUUGAAAAAAUUCAAUCACGCUGAUUUUAUCACGGCCAAGGAUAUAAAAAGUUUGGUCUACGAUCCUCUCAUAAAAUUCCUGAACAAUUCCAUUCUACAAUCGUAAACAAUAAGAAAUGAAUUUAACAACUGUCCUUACUUUUAUAUCUUUGACAUUGCU
Molecule: messenger RNA, 1316 nt
Organism: Nicrophorus vespilloides
Lineage: Eukaryota; Metazoa; Arthropoda; Insecta; Coleoptera; Silphidae
Product: lipase 1-like
Exons: 7
Coding region: 21-1262 (413 amino acids)
Biological process (GO): lipid metabolic process
Molecular function (GO): hydrolase activity, acting on ester bonds
Source: RefSeq, a predicted model, not a curated record